Molecule: messenger RNA, 2028 nt
Organism: Prionailurus viverrinus (fishing cat)
Lineage: Eukaryota; Metazoa; Chordata; Mammalia; Carnivora; Felidae
Gene: AK2
Product: adenylate kinase 2
Exons: 7
Coding region: 69-839 (256 amino acids)
Biological process (GO): ADP biosynthetic process
Cellular component (GO): mitochondrion; cytoplasm
Molecular function (GO): ATP binding; AMP kinase activity
Source: RefSeq, a predicted model, not a curated record
GCUAGGCUGGAAGCGCUGGACCUGCGAGGUGUGUGCUGGCGGGUUGAACGGUGAGAGGCUCGGCGGCCAUGGCUCCCAACGUUCCCGCGGCCGAACCGGCCCCAGAGUGCCCUAAAGGCAUACGGGCCGUGCUGCUGGGACCGCCCGGAGCCGGCAAGGGUACCCAGGCACCCAAAUUGGCUGAAAACUUCUGUGUCUGCCAUUUGGCUACUGGGGACAUGCUGAGGGCCAUGGUGGCUUCUGGCUCAGAACUGGGAAAAAAGCUGAAGGCAACUAUGGAUGCCGGGAAACUGGUGAGCGACGAAAUGGUAGUGGAGCUCAUUGAGAAGAAUUUGGAGACCCCUCAGUGCAAAAAUGGUUUUCUUCUAGAUGGCUUCCCUCGGACUGUGAGGCAGGCAGAAAUGCUUGACAGCCUCAUGGAGAAGAGGAAAGAGAAGCUUGACUCGGUGGUUGAAUUCAGCAUCCCAGACUCUCUGCUCAUCCGAAGAAUCACAGGAAGGCUGAUUCACCCCCUGAGUGGCCGUUCCUACCACGAGGAAUUCAACCCCCCAAAGGAACCCAUGAAAGAUGAUAUCACUGGGGAACCCUUGGUCCGCCGAUCAGAUGAUAAUGAGAAGGCCUUGAAAAUUCGCCUGGAGGCCUACCACACUCAGACCACCCCACUGGUGGAGUAUUACAGUAAACGAGGGAUCCACUCUACCAUCGACGCCACCCAGACCCCCGAUGUCGUGUUCGCCAGCAUCCUAGCGGCCUUCUCCAAAGCCACAUACUGUCUUCUGAACAUUCAGGCUGGGCAUCUGAGAACAGCCAGUUCACUUCCCAAAGAGAGACCAGGGUAGGUUUGUUUGUUUUCAUUUUUAAUGUUCGCCUCAGUUUCCAAGUAUGAACAAAACAGUAAUUUGGAGGUGAUCUAUUCUUGGCCUCGUUUUUAUUAGAAUUUACUCAAACCUAGUCUCUCCAGGAUAUGAAACCCAAAUCAGAUGUGUCCCUUUUAAACUCAAACUCUCUCCCCUCCAGAUCUAAUCCUUCACCCCUGACUUCAUGAUGGUGGUAGCCACAAACUCCCCAAGAAAAGAUCACCCAAAAAUAAGACCACCUAUGACAGUAACCAACUUGUAUUCCUAACUUCAGCUUCUCAUCUAUCAAGCAUUUCCUGAGGUCCAUGCUGUGCCUCUUGAGCUCUGGUUUGAUUUGUGCAGACAGAUGAAUUCAUAGACUGUUAGGGGCCACAAAACAGUGGCCUCUGGAAAAGCCAUUGGAAAACCAGGGGCAGGUCCAGUAUAUAAUGCCACCUGCCCCCGCAUAAUCUGCCGACUUGGUGCGUUGGGCUCUAGAGUCCCCGUCCCCAUCUGACCUGAGUCUCCUGCUGUCUGUGGAACUGUCAGAGGGCUUGUCCCCUGUCCAUCUGGAAGCUGGGCAUGGGUAUGUGGCCAUCUUGCUUCCCUUUUGUCUGGUUCAAGUGAGUGCCUGCUAGCUGUGCUCUGCCUUGUUUCCCUGGCUGUCACCUAACCCCACCCAUUCAGAACAGAAACCUAGUCUGUCACGGGGCAUUUCUGGGAAGCAUAUGACUUCAAGGAAGAGGAGUGAAACCAAAACUAUGAGCUGUGUCUGCAGGGGCCUGGAGUCCUCUGGGUGAGGGUGGCCUCAUAGGCCUUGGAGUUGAUUCCCCUUUCACUGGGGACAGUUGCAGGCACUCGGCCUCAAAGUUGAGGUCUUUGAAUGUUUGCUAAUUGGAUGUGCAUGAUCCUUGCUCAAAUAUUUGUCACCCAUCCGUAUACAUUCACAUGUGCAUAUUUGGGCUGCUGAUGAAACUAGAUCCUGUGGGACACAUAUGCCCUCUUGGGGGUGGUUAGGAUUUAGAGUUUUGCUUCCUUUAAUUACAGAGCCUUAACCUCGGCAGGCAUGAGAGCUUUCUCCUGACAGAAAUGUCCAGUGUUUGAUGCAUUUGGUUGCUGGGGCAUGCAUGCCAGCCUUCCCUGAUAUUUACUUGGUUUUUAAAAACCCAUUUUGUUCUCUCUUGUUUCCUCU